AUGUCAUCCCAGCCUGUAAGCCAGACGGCUUUAAAGCGCAACAACAGAGGAAGGCAAGCAGGCGAGUGGCAAAAGUACCAGACAGAAGAGGAGCGAAAGGAGGCUGCAGCAGCUAGAAAGCGAAAAAGCAGGGCGACUAAAGCACAAGAACAGGGCAAGGUAGCAAAAGCGCCACAAGACGCAGAAUCCACCGAUAAAGACGACGUGCUGCCAAGCAUUGAGGAGGACUACAAUACGUUGCCAGCGGUCGCUAACGAGGCAGCCAAUCUUAUUACGCCGUCGCGGGCAAGAGCUAUAUCCGUUAUAAGCCAACGCCUACAAGUACGCAUACCGUCCCGCUCUGCAAGCGUUGCCACCUCCAAGUCGCCAUCGCUACCGACAGUCAACGUAUCCAGCCCAAUCGUCGGCUUGCCCCCAGUACAAGAGAACGACGGGGAAGUCCUUCACCUAACGCGCAGCUUUCUCGAGCUACAUGUGAGAAGGGAGCAGUCAGCAACACCAGAGACAGCAACAAACGCAACAAAAAAGCAUACCGGACGCGGCGGAGCAAGGAAAGCGAGGACAAUAUACAAUACUAGCGAGGAGCGAAAAGCUGCAGGGCGGAAGAAUAGCCAGAGGUACUAUAUGCGAAAGAAAGACGCACAGGCCACGCAUGCCGCAAGCCAACAGCCGGCAACUCUACACCAGACACCCGCCUCUGCCAUAACUAACACGGCAGAGGCUCUGCCUAGCGGCUUACACACAAACAGUAAAGAUGCAUGGGAAGACGAUACCGGCGCAGAGCAGGGCGUAUGGGAAGACGACACCGGCGCAGAGCAGGGCGUAUGGGAAGACGACGCCAUUGACGAUAUAGCAGGGACUUUGCCUGGCACAGCGGGUACAGAUGGAGGGACCGCAUGGGAAGACGGGCUAGCCAACAUAAGCCUGGCAGAGGACUCUGCGACCGAGGACGUGCCUGGCAGCGCAGACGCAGAGACUACCACAGAAGACGAGGAGAGGACACCACAACAGAUUGUCGCGGACGCGAUUAUCUCCUGGUUCCGCGGCACGCUUGCAUGCCCACAAACCGAUCACGAUGCAGCAGACAAAGAGCAUACAGAAGGGCAUAAAGGCAACGCAGCAGACAGUAGAUGUUACAGCCUUGCCGACAUUGCCAACGUGCUUAGCGGCGGCGUUGGUAGAUCUAACCAUGCGCCAGACGUGCUGUCAUGCACGCAACCGCCAUUCAGCCUAUGCGAGGAAGACCUAGAGGGCAGCAUGCAGCGUAUGUUUAAGGGCAAGAGCAGCCAUAGGUCAAAACCACCACCAUCCUUGUGCAUGGCAGCGCACUACAGCGGCCGCGACGACUGUAUGGAAGGCGAGACGACAAGAACAUCGUUUGACAUUGAUAGUAUCACUGGCUUCGCAGACGACCUGUCGUUCUGCCGAGUUAGCCUUAAGGCCUUUGUUAUAGGGUACCCCGACUUCAACAUAACAAAAAAUGUGCACCUUACAGUCUCUGUGCCAAGCCGCGGUAACGGGGCAACGGCCCCGCUAUCAAGGCAGGCGCCGCUCUACCACGUGCCGCAUAUGGCGUUUGCGGACCUGGAAGGCUGGGAUAACAUGCGGGUAUACGUAUACUUCCCACGGCUAUAUAAGAAGGGCACACAGGCAGGAAGGCGCCCGCUAGCCAGGACGAUGCUAAGCCGUGAACAGCUAGAGCAGUGGUUUAACCAGGUGUUCUUUCCAUCGGUCCAAGCAGCGUACAAGUACGACGCCAACAUGCUAGAACACUGGCCGUUAUCCUACAAGCUGGCGCGGAUGGCCGCGUACGCUAAGGUAGAGGAGCGGAAGAUACCAAGUGUUUUGCAUGGUUGCAAGGACACAGAGGAGAACGACUACACACCGCGGCAGAUAAUAACAAGGUUCUUGCAGUCUUGGAUGCUACCGGCGCUUGCAAGGGAGCUCCGACGUCGUGUAGCCUGCAACGCGGCGCUUGACGGCUUUGCCGACUUUGGUUUUUACUUUGCUGCAAAGAAUAUUAAGUGCAUGUUUAUGCGAUCGACCGCUGCUGCCAGUGGUGUCCAAGACCUGUCGGCUAAGCGAGACACUACGUUUAGCAAGGUAGCAGACACAUUCAAGCGGUACAACGUGCUCCUUAAGUCGCUCUCGCCGUCGGGUAAAAGCGUCCGGCAGAAUAGAGCGAGGCAGAAGAUGGACGCCGCAGAGCGACAGCGCCUAGUAGAGAGGGGCCGCACAGCGGGUGAUUAUGCAGCAGGGGCGGCACCUUCGCGCCCUCCGACAACGUGUACCUACCUGUGGGCCGGCACGAGAGACGCCGGGGCAUUGACUUUGGAGGCUGCGCCGAACGGCGCCGACAGGCGUCUUGGGCUUGUGUAUACACAGUGCUACAACGCCUCUAAAGCACCGUUUGACGCACAAAAGAUCUACGCACUACAGGGCGAGAACAUAGAGACGCUGGCAUUCGAUAGCUUGUACCUCACGGGCAUGGGAGCGCUUAGCGGCGCUAGCAGGGUCUUAAACAAGCAAUCGGCUAAGACGGCCACCACCGCGUACGAGCGGGGCAAGAAGAGGGCAUGCGAGGCGGUAGAGAAUCUGCGAACACGCUCCUACGGCGUGCGGCAAGAGCACCGUAUAAGUCUCUCGCUAUUCCGAACAAUGCGCCAGCGGGUAGUGCUAGCGCCACCAACAGAAGAGGGCGGCAAGGUUGCGUACUCGUGGCUGGUGGUGCCUGGGCAUGACAUCUAUGCCUUCUUGCACAAGCAGAUUAACCGACACUGCCUAGCCUUUAAGCGAGUGCGACAGCGUGCCGGAGAAACGUACAGCUUUGACGAGACGGCUGUAAUGCUUAUUAUGCUUCGCCUGCUACGAUACAGCUAUAGCACGAACGCCGUCUUUGGCGCGCAGCUGCUGUUCGGCAACGUGUGGGUGCGGGCAGCCAAGAAGAAGAGCCGGGCGAUUGCGGUGGACGAGGCCUUGUUAGACGACAGCGAAGCAGAGCCGCUAAAGGACUAUGCGCAGAACAGCAAGGACGACAGCAACUUCAACCCUAGCGAGACAUCGGCAGUUAUGCAUUCCCGUCUCGACGCGCUGCCAGCAGAGGACGCAAACAGCGACAGCAACACAGACAGCAUAGGGCACGAUGGUUUAGACGUGGAAGAAGAGGUAGACGAGGAGAUUAAGCAAUCGGCCAGGCUAGGGCUAAUGGUGUCUAUUAAGCGCUAUGGCUUUGCGUGGUGGCAACCAGGGAAGCUAGACUAG
Molecule: messenger RNA, 3261 nt
Organism: Grosmannia clavigera kw1407
Lineage: Eukaryota; Fungi; Ascomycota; Sordariomycetes; Ophiostomatales; Ophiostomataceae
Exons: 3
Coding region: 1-3261 (1086 amino acids)
Source: RefSeq, a predicted model, not a curated record